GAGCAGCAACAUUAAAGAGAAGAUGUAUUAACUAGUAGAGAAAAAAAGGAACAGAUUUUGAAGAAGCCCUUUUUAUUUCCAGGGUUGAUUACAACUAUACUUUUAAGAUGACCACUAACACAAACUCUUCUACAUCUUUCCUAAAAUCUAGAACAAGAAAUUCUAGACCACAGGACAGUUAUCUAAGUGAAUUAAAUGAGGACUUGAAAAUAAGAAAACGAGAGUUGGUGGAGAUACUGAAACCCCUGGAAGAGAAGAAUGGCACCUUACUCCAGAACUUAAUGACUAAUUUAGAGGAAAAACAAAAAAGUCUGCAGAUCAUGAGGCAGAUCAUGGCAGAGAAGGGGGGUGAUUCUGAUGAUACCAUAGUCCUAGAGAUGAUCGAGGAAGCAGAAGAGUUAAAACAGAACCUGGAAAAAAAAAACAAGUUGCUUCGAAGAGAAAUGGAGUUGCUGUGGAACAAGCAAGCAAUUGAAGAUGAAUAUCGUAUGCGCCAGAAAGCAAUGCUACUCAAAAGCAAGGCAGAAAUGCAGGAGUUAAAGGAAAGACUUCAGAAGAACAAGGAGCAUUUCACUAUUCAAGAUGAGAUCGAUGAUGUUCAGAAACUUCAUAGUAGAGUGAUUGAGGAGAAGAUUGAAGCUCUGGCAAAACACCAAAAGACAUCUGAUCUGCAUUCAUUACAUUGUUUAAAGCAAGAUUUGGACAUACCUCAAUUUAACUCCAAACUUCUUAUCAGUCCAAGGUAUUCCAGGCUCACCUGCACUGGGAAGAAGUCAGCUUGUGAUUGUGGAAUGUCAGGAAUGCCAAGGGAGAGAAGUGACGCUAAAUCACGAAGCAGCUGGGAUACCGAGGAAUCACCGCAAAGCGCAUCGCUGAAGAAACCAGGUUGUCUAAGAGAUACCUUCUUCUCCGAGGCGUCUCCGUGCCGCCAGUAUUCGUCGUUCUCAUCCCACCCACGCAUCGUUCAAAGCUUCUUGCAAGCUCCCCACGGGGCUCUCCCCCGCCUCCCGGGGAGUGGGCGGCAGUUCUCCAAGGGCAGUAUGUACAGCCCCCAGGAGCCCUACGCCUCGAUUAUCCUACAUGCCAGGGGUCUUCCGUGUCCUCAAAACACCUUCCAGGGAUCUCUAAAGCAAAGACUACGUCGGCGCCACCCCCUCUGGCAAAAGGUGCAGGAAGAGUACUAGGGAGAGAUUUCAGCAGCAUCUUCCAAAAAAAAAAAUCUCUGCUCGGUG
Antechinus flavipes (yellow-footed antechinus) is the source of this 1232-nucleotide messenger RNA. It is a transcript of the gene CCDC196, whose product is annotated as coiled-coil domain containing 196. Lineage: Eukaryota; Metazoa; Chordata; Mammalia; Dasyuromorphia; Dasyuridae. The coding region runs from base 108 to 1184 and encodes 358 amino acids. The record is from RefSeq and is a predicted model, not a curated record. The transcript is spliced from 9 exons.